UGCAGAUUCAUGAAGAGAUGGAAAUAACAGAUAUAAUACAGAGGUGAGAUCUGGAGAGAUGCAACCAGCAGCCACAUUUUGGAAGCUGAAGGCAGAUGGAUGAGGGGUUACUGGCUUGACAAACUUAAGAAAAGAACCAGAUGACCUUACUAUGCCUAAGAAUUCUCAGAAGACUCCAAUCCAGAAAGUAAUUUUCUCCCCAUGAAGUAAAGUUUUUGUUGAUAUCUAAUAUACACACGGAAAUCUGCUUUAAUUAUAUCACUCAAUGAAUUUCUAAAAGGAAUUAGAGAAUACAAUUCCAACACUAUGUUCUUCAGUAGAGACAUGGACCCAACUAAACACCAUAUGACAACAGAGUCGGCUAAAUAUUCACUGCCAGAACUCUAUGCAUCUGUUGAGAAUUUUAAUAGAGAGAGAAAGAAAUCAAAUCUCCUGAAAACUCAGGGUAUUUCACUUGAUGAAGCACAGAAAAUGCUUAUCCAAAACCUGGUUGCUAUGUCAUUCAUCAGCAGAACUGAUGUGAGAGAUCUCCAGCCAGUUUUCAAGGCCAAGGUGGAGAGAAAAGUGAAGCCAGCAUCAAUGACUGACCUUCUCCACCGCAGCCUGCUGACCAGAUCCCUCUCCCCUCUGGAGAAACUCUCCAAGUCUCGGCAAAGACUGGCUCAGUAUGGGAUCUCUCCUCCAGUGCACACUUUUCCUUAUGACAUCAUCCUCCAUCAUGCCAGCUCGUUGGCGCUCACUGAGAUACGGAAGAAGGUUCAGAGGACCUUAACAGUAGGCCGGCUGGGGCUUCACAAAAUUACCUCGGAACAGUUAAUCGUGGAUGACAGAGUUCCUAAAUACUUACUAGUUGACCCAGAAAAACAAUUCUUGGAUUUAAGAGAUCUGGAAUGGAGAUAUUAUAAGGGGAUUGUAAAGUGGAAGCGCAACACUUUAGAUUCAACCAUAGAGAUAAAAUACAACAGCGAGAAGAGAUUUGUGCAGAGCCAGCAGAUGCCUGAUACUUCUUCACCCCCUCUUGUCCAUAGGUCUUUGAUCAUUUAUCCUCAGGUUGAUUUCCUAAAUGUACCAUCAUCCUCUUAAAUGGAAUGUGU
Talpa occidentalis (Iberian mole) is the source of this 1094-nucleotide messenger RNA. RefSeq names its product chromosome unknown C9orf153 homolog (gene CUNH9orf153). The transcript is spliced from 6 exons. NCBI's taxonomy places the organism in Eukaryota, Metazoa, Chordata, Mammalia, Eulipotyphla, Talpidae. The record is from RefSeq and is a predicted model, not a curated record. The coding region runs from base 307 to 1083 and encodes 258 amino acids.